Molecule: messenger RNA, 2631 nt
Organism: Nicrophorus vespilloides
Lineage: Eukaryota; Metazoa; Arthropoda; Insecta; Coleoptera; Silphidae
Exons: 4
Coding region: 839-2578 (579 amino acids)
Source: RefSeq, a predicted model, not a curated record
GGACGGAGUUUUCGCAUGGACACGGAAGAGUGCGAGAGUGCCGUGCACGUUGUUCCUCACGACAGAAGAGGAUCAAUCAACCUACAACCCCCGUGCUUCAUCACCAAGGCAACAGUAACAUCAUCAGCUGAUUAGAUCCGUUUCCUUGGUUCUUCUCUCUCUCGAGUUAUUUUCUUUGAUAUCUUCAUCCGGGUUUUCAACUUGGCGAAGAUUGAUGGAAGUCGCGUUUUCUUCCACCGAUGGAUUCCGUCGCGCGCGAAUUGUUGCUGCCGCUGUAUUGGAUGAUGAUUAUUUAUAGACGGUCGGGGAAAAUGAGUGGCCGAAAUGAGGUCCGCCGCUCCGAGGAUCAUUGUUUCCGGAAGGACUUCGUGCAGCAACAAUAAGAGGAAGAAAACGUUGAACGAAGAAGCUGUGCAUCAUCAUCAUCAAACUUGGAUGACGGACGGAUUAAGAUCAAGAUGUUUGUUCGGAGGAUGUAAACAUUUCGGUGCGGUGCGGCAUAUCGUUGUUUUCCGCCAAUAAAGAAGUAUAUCACUUCUCAAGAAUAGUACUUAAUAGUAGUAAAAUUUAGCUUUUAAAGUAAAAUUUAACAAAGAGGUGUUGUUAUUUUCGAUAUGAUCCUGUACGGCCAUCGAACGUAAACAAAUUGGGCCGAAGAAGGAGCGAACCAUACACCAUUUGUAUUUAUAUAAAUAUUUCGGAUUGGAAAUCUAGAAAUAGAUUAUUUCAAAUAAACAGUGGGACGGGAUUUCACCUUCUGCCUGUCUGUAUCUGCUCCUGCUGCUGCUGCUUCUUCUUCUUCUUCGUCUACUUCCACUUCUUCCGCUCCCGUGAAAUUAUGUCAAAAUCGAUGAACAUGUUGCGGACGAGACGCAGGGACAUCAAUGUCAAACCAAACAGAAGAUUGGACAGGAAGUCGUCCAGGGGAAUGAUCUACGAGAACGAGGAGCUACGACUGAAGACGAUAAACAUAAACGCAGAAAUAGAACGGGGUCAAUCGGACAUCAAGAAGUUGCGACGCGAAAACGAGAUGCUGAAGAAGGAGAUCUGGUGCUUGAGGGAUGAAUACGCGAGAUUGGAUAAGCUGCUGAAGGAGAAGGAUUUCUCCUCGAGUUCGACGUGCUCUUCCAGUGAUUCGGAUUGUUGCACUUCGUGCACGGAGGAGUACCAGGAGGUGGAGACUUGUCAGAAUCUAGAGAACGUGCAGAAGACUAAUCUGAAGAACCUUCACGUGGAGUUCGAUCAUCUUUCCGUGGUGCCCGAGGAGAAUUCCACUGAGAAUUCUGAUAAGAAUUCGACGAGAACUUCGAUUCCCAACGAGAUGGUGAUCAAACCCGACGAAGGUUACCCCGAUUUCCCGACGCACUUCUUCGCGCCGUUGCCGACGACGUCCGGUUACGAUUAUUUCAUGACGCCGCCGACGCCUCCACCGCCGCCGCCGCCCCCAACGACAUUCCAACCAGAAAUUGUUCCGCUGCAGAAGACGUCCAGCGACAUCAUUGUGAAAUUAGACAAUCAGAGCUUCAACUCGCGCAGCUCCACUACUACAACGUUCAACAACGGUGGUAACCUGGAGGAGCUUCUGAACGAUAUCGAGAGCAUCUCCAAAGACAUCCUCAAGUUGUCCACCUCGCAAACGAAUCUCGCGCCGUACAAGAGCGAGCUGAACGUGGUGCUGAUGCCCACGCCGAUGCCUCUCAUCGGUUUCGAAAAGUACCACAACAUCUCCGCCAGCUGCGAGAGCAUCUCCAACAAACCCGAAGAGUCUCAACUGAACUUCCCCAAGCUCGAGGUGUUUCCCAGUCUGCUGGAGCAACCGGAAACGCCGAAAAUCGAGAUACCCGAUCCCCUCGACUUCAUCAAAGAUAAACAAGUGAAAACGUGCAGUUCCCGCUCCAACCUCCUCGACCUCACCUCCUCCGAUCACAUAUCCAGCGAGAACGAAGAAAACAAAUUGAAGAGGAACGAAUCUUUGCUGUCGCCCGAAGCCAAGAAGAAACAGAAGAUGAGCAUCCGCCGUAAAGUCAGUAUACAUUUCAAGGGGAAGAAAGAGAAGAAGGCCGAGGUUAAACCGCCAUCUCCAGGAGUCGAGGUGAAGCUGAAGAAGACGCCCAGCGUCGACUCGAAGCGAUCGUUGGAGGAGCGCAGCAAACACGUUUCCUCCGGGUCCGAGCGAAACUCGCAGGUGAUGACUGCCAAGCAGCAGCUGAGGAAGAGCUUCUCGGUCAGUCCGGAUCGUAAGCACGUGCACGUGAAGGAGCAGGACAAGAAACACAAGAAGCACAAGAAGAUGGGAAGCGCCGCUCUGAAGCAGAGGAGGAGCACCAUCAGCACGGAUCGUUUCCAUCGCGAGAGGAGCUUCUCCGUCUGCACGGAUCGUUCCAAUAUGUUCGAGCAGCAGAAGUUGAAUGCUCCAGGUGCAGGCUUCGGUUCGAAUUACAGCGCUUGCGAUUCGGAGAGGGAACGCACGAAUAGCGUCAGCAGUUGCGGCUCUGCGAGGAAGAUGUCCAACAUACCUAGUUUUCCGGUUUCGGGGAAGAUUCCUUGGUGCGGUUGCUGGGGCAACGGAUGCAUAUAAAGACUCACUCACACUCAUUUCAUUUACUUAUUUAUUUAUAUAUAUAUAUAUCG